AUGUCCAUUCCGUUCAUUGCACCCAAAAACACUACACAUCGGCAUUUUUGUGCAGACGAAACAUUUGAAAAAUUUGAAACAGAUCUACGACAUUUAAGCAACAAUUGCAAUUUUGGUUUACUACGUGAUAGGUUAAUCAGAGAUCGUAUUGUCGCAGGAGUAAAAUGUAAAAUUGUACAAGAUCGACUAUUAAGAACUCCAAAUUUAAUACUGAGUAAAGCAUGUGAAAUUGCUAAAUCAGCGGGGCAAACAACGGAGAAAGCAGCAGCAAUCAACAACGGACAACCAACCGAGGUUCAAGCAGAUUUUCAUCACCAGAAAACGAACAAAAACGAACAAAAGCAGACUAUAUGUGGAAAGUGUGGAAAAAUACAUAACUUUAAAGAAUGUCCGGCAUAUGGAAAGCAGUGUCACACAUGUAAAGGUAAUAAUCAUUUUAGUAACAUGUGUUUUAAAAAAAUAAAUAACGGUAAUCCAGCUUAUGUAAAAAACAGAUACGUGAGGAAUAAUAAAAAUAAUAAUGUAAAGAACAGUAAACAAGUGUAUGAAAUGAAGGAAGAUGAAGCAUUAUUUUUAGGCAGCAUAAAUGUAGAUUCGAUAGUAGAAAGAGGUUGGUUUAUAAACUGUAUGAUUGAAAAUCAAGAGAUACAUUUUAAAAUAGAUAGUGGUGCUCAGGUGAAUGUAUUACCAAAUCAUGUUUAUAUGAAGUGUGAUAAUAGACAAAUGAUAGAAAAAAUUAAAAUAAAUUUGAGCAAUUACAACGGAAGUUACAUAAAAGUGUUAGGAAAGUGUAAACUAAAAUGUCAUUUUGAGAAUGGUAUGGUUGAAUAUAUAGAUUUUAUAGUAGUAGAUGAGCAAAGUCAACCAAUUAUUGGGUUUGAAACAAUGAUAAAAUUAAAUUUGGUUAAAAAACUAUAUAAAGUAAAUGCAAACAUAAUGGAUGAUCCAAAAUACAAAUCAAUAAGUGAGGGAAUAGGACUCAUGAAAGUAGAAGAGUAUGAUUUUAAAAUACAACCUGGAGCUGUAGGGAAUAUUACGUAUACAAGUAGAGUACCAUUUACGGUUAUAGAUGAAUUAAAAAGAGAGUUAGAAACAAUGGUAAAUAAUGAUGUAAUUAUUAAAGAGGAAGAACCAACAGAAUGGGUGAAUCCAAUAGUAGUUGUUAAAAAUAAAAACAAAAAGGGGAUAAGAAUUUGCUUAGACCCAUUUCACUUAAAUAAGGUACUAUUGAGAGAACAUUUUAAUUUACCAACAUUUGAAGAAAUCUCUUCUAAAUUUAGUGGAGCUAAAUUAUUUACAGUAUUAGAUGCUAGUAAAGGAUUUUGGCAACUUCCAUUAACACUGAAGAGUUCAAAAUUGACAACAUUUAUAACUCCAUUUGGUCGGUAUAGGUUUAAAAGACUUCCUUUUGGAAUUAAAAUAGCCCCAGAAGUAUUUCAUAAAACAUUUAGUAGAGUUUUUGCAGAUAUAAAAAAU
This is a messenger RNA of Acyrthosiphon pisum (pea aphid), 1476 nucleotides long. RefSeq lists its product as uncharacterized. The record is from RefSeq and is a predicted model, not a curated record. The transcript is spliced from 2 exons. The annotation marks the transcript as partial. NCBI's taxonomy places the organism in Eukaryota, Metazoa, Arthropoda, Insecta, Hemiptera, Aphididae.